This is a messenger RNA of Ruditapes philippinarum (Manila clam), 1080 nucleotides long. RefSeq names its product NKAP family protein CG6066-like. The record is from RefSeq and is a predicted model, not a curated record. The transcript is spliced from 6 exons. NCBI's taxonomy places the organism in Eukaryota, Metazoa, Mollusca, Bivalvia, Venerida, Veneridae. The coding region runs from base 133 to 1065 and encodes 310 amino acids.
AAAAACAAGACGUUAGAGAUACGGAUUACAAAGUAAAUUUUUUCUCAUCAAAUUUUUGAUUUCAGUCGAUUUAUAUUUUAUGCAGAUUUCCUGAGAGAAAAACCAGUAAGACAAGACACCUUAAACAACAAGAUGUCAAGUUCUAGUUAUGACAGUGAUGAUUCAUAUUCAGACAAUAAGUACAAAAAGUCUAGGAAAAGAUAUUCAAGUUCAAGGUCACCGUCACCUAAGGGCAAGAGAUUAAAGAAAUCACAUGCGAGUAGAAGGUCAAGGUCAUUAUCUGAAUCACCAGAACGAAAAGAAACAAAAUAUGAUAGAAGAAACAACAGAGAUAAUAUAAGGUCAAGGUCGCCUCAUGACGACAGGAAGAGCGAUUAUAAACAAAAAUAUAGUCCACCUAGAAAAAGAUCAAGGUCACCUUAUAAUGAUAGAAAGAGUAAUUAUAAACAAAGGAACAGUCUACCUAGAAAAAGGUCAAGGUCUCCUUAUGAUGAAAGGAAGAACAGUUAUAAACAAAGGAACAGUCCACCUAGAAAAAGGUCAAGGUCAAGAAGCAAUUCACCUAUGGAACAGAAGUCAAGGUCACCUGUUAGGAAAGAGAGCAGAAUUUGGAGACAGCCAAAGGAAAAUGGUCACAGGCCUAACCACAGUGACCAGCAGGGAGAAUUUUUCAACAGACGUAGAACAGACAGGGAGCGGUUAGGGGCUGCAGGUGUUCCAGAAGUGUGGGGGCGCUCUCCUUCCCCGCAAAAAUCUGAGUCUGAAGAGUCUGAGUCAGAAAGUGAAGAUAUUUCAGAUUCAAGUGGAACAGAUUCUUCUGAAGAGGAAAGAAGAAAAAGAAAGAAGAAAAAGUCGAAGAAAAAGAAGAAACAUAAAAAGCACAGUAAGAAGAGUAGAAAGUCAAAACACAAAUCAAAGAAGGCAAGAAAGAAGAAGAAAAAGAAGAGUGAGACGGAGACAGAAAGUAGUGAUUCUGAACAAGAAGAUGAGGCGUCUCAGUGGGUUGAAGUCUGUAAAGGUAAGCAUAUUGCUAACAAUAACAAAGAACCUUACUUGCCAAUAUAGUGUUAGGUCCAGUUU